AUGAGCAAGCUGUCCGGGGACCUGCUGGCCCGCGACCUGGAGCGCAGCCUGCCGGCCGUGGCCUCCCUGGGCUCAUCACUGUCCCACAGCCAGAGCCUCUCCUCGCAUCUCCUCCCACCGCCGCUGCCGGAGAAGCGCCGGGCCAUCUCCGACGUCCGCCGCACCUUCUGUCUCUUCGUCACCUUCGACCUGCUCUUCAUCUCUCUGCUCUGGAUCAUUGAGCUGAACACCAACACAGGCAUCCAGAAGAACCUGGAGCAGGAGAUCAUCAACUACAGCUUUAAAACUUCCUUCUUUGACAUCUUUGUCCUGGCCUUCUUCCGCUUCUCCGGACUGCUCCUGGGCUAUGCCGUGCUGCGGCUCCGGCACUGGUGGGUGAUUGCGGUCACCACGCUGGUGUCCAGUGCAUUCCUCAUCGUCAAGGUCAUCCUCUCUGAGCUGCUCAGCAAAGGGGCCUUCGGCUACUUGCUCCCCAUCGUCUCCUUUGUCCUCGCCUGGUUGGAGACCUGGUUCCUUGACUUCAAAGUCCUACCUCAGGAGGCUGAGGAGGAGCGAUGGUACCUUGCCGCCCAGGCUGCUGUCGCCCGAGGACCCCUGCUUUUCUCCGGUGCUCUGUCUGAGGGCCAGUUCUAUUCACCCCCAGAGUCCUUUGCAGGGUCUGACAAUGAAUCCGAUGAAGAAAUUGUUGGGAAGAAAAGCUUCUCCGCCCAGGAAUGGGAGUACAUCCUUCAAGGGAAGGAGGCCAUGGCGGUGGUGGACCAGAUCUUGGCCCAAGAAGAGAACUGGAAGUUUGAGAAGAAUAAUGAAUAUGGGGACACUGUGUACACCAUCGAAGUUCCCUUUCACGGCAAGACCUUCAUUCUGAAGACCUUCCUGCCCUGCCCCGCGGAGCUGGUGUACCAGGAGGUGAUCCUACAGCCUGAGAGGAUGGUGCUAUGGAAUAAGACAGUGACCGCCUGCCAGAUCCUGCAGCGAGUAGAAGACAACACCCUCAUCUCCUAUGAUGUGUCUUCAGGGGCCGCGGGUGGCGUGGUCUCCCCCAGGGACUUUGUGAAUGUUCGACGCAUCGAGCGGCGCCGAGACCGAUACCUGUCCUCGGGCAUCGCCACCACGCACUGCGCCAAGCCCCCGACGCACAAAUACGUCAGGGGAGAGAAUGGUCCUGGGGGCUUCAUCGUGCUCAAGUCGGCGAGUAACCCCCGAGUCUGCACCUUCAUCUGGAUCCUUAACACAGAUCUCAAGGGCCGCCUGCCCCGGUACCUCAUCCACCAGAGCCUCGCAGCCACCAUGUUCGAAUUUGCCUUCCACCUGCGGCAGCGCAUCGGAGAGCUGGGUGCCCGGGCAUAA
Messenger RNA from Rangifer tarandus platyrhynchus (Svalbard reindeer), 1347 nucleotides. The record is from the annotation of a GenBank genome assembly. Lineage: Eukaryota; Metazoa; Chordata; Mammalia; Artiodactyla; Cervidae.